AAAAGAGGAAAAUUUUAGUUUGUUGCAGAUAAUGUGUAACAUCCAUUUUUUUAGAAAUAACUAAUUCAUUAAAGUUAAGUAAUGAUAAUGAAUUAGUUAUUUCUUUCCCGAGAGAGAAAGAGAAAGAAGAAGAAAAAAAAAAAAAAAAACUUAUAAAAGUAAAAAAUGUUUUAGAAAUGGACCGAAGAACAGAAAAUCGAAAACCUUUCGUGAUGUGAGGUAAGCUUGUAGCUUAAAAACCAUUUUCAAAGAGGCCGUAAAACCCAUAAUCUCGCCGUCACUUCCAUUCUUCAACUUUACGCCGCCGUCGUCGCCGUCGCAACCGCCAUUAUCACAACCUUCAGUUCCAUCCUUCCUUUUUCUCUCUCCUCAACUAUGGCAGUCCAAACCGAAGAAUCCAACCACCGACUAACUACCGAGCACAACCCUAUCUCCAACAAUGGCGACGCCGACGACGAGCCAAAACCAGAAGAAGACGACAACAGCAAUGGAGAAGAAGAAGAAGACGAUGAAGAAGAUGAAGUCGCAGAAGAAGAUGACGACUACGUCGAUGAAUCUGUUGCGACGGCGAAAUCAAAUAUAGGUUUGAAUAAGGAAAAAAUGACGAAAUUCGCGAAUCGAUUGAGUUCUGAACCAAUAACCCUAAGAGUUCAUGAUGUGAUUAUCAAAGGGAAUCUCAAAACUAAGGAUUCUGUAAUUGAAGCUGAGAUUAUGGAUGACCUAAAACGAGCUUCAACGCUUCAGGAGAUCUUUCAAGCUGCUGCAAUCGCUAAUUUGAAGCUUCGGCAGCUUGAUAUUUUUGAUACGGUUAAUUUUACGAUUGAUUCUGGACCGACGGAGUUGCCUGGUACUGCGAAUGUUGUUAUCGAGGUUUCGGAGACGAAGAAUCCUCUCACUGGUGAAAUUGGGCUGUUCACUAAGCCUGGGGCUAGAUCUUGGUCCCUUGAAGGAGGUUUGAAGCUCAAGAAUCUGUUUGGUUAUGCUGAUGUUUGGGAUGGAUCUGUGUCUUAUGGAUGGGAUCAGACAACAGAGGUGAGUACUGGUGUUACACUUCCCAGAUUGAGACAUUGGCCCUCUCCCGUGUUUGCUCGAGCAUCUCUACUCUCGCAAGACUGGCUAAAGUUUUCCUCAUACAAAGAACAAGCUUUAGGCCUCGGUCUUGGUCUAAUAUCAACAAGGAAUCAUGAAAUGGUAUACAAUUUGACAUGGCGCACCUUGACAGAUCCAUCUCAAAUGGCAGGUGAAUCAGUUAGGAGACAGCUGGGGCAUAGUUUAUUGUCAUCAUUAAAGUAUACAUAUAAAGUUGAUCAGAGGAAUUCACCUUUGAGGCCUACUCGGGGAUAUGCUUAUAGUUUUACUACUUUAUUAGCUGGCCUUAAUCCUGAUAGUCGGAGUGCACGCUUUCUGCGGCAGGAAUGUGAUUUCCGCUAUGCAGUGCCUUUGGGAUUUUGUCGUGCAGCACUUAAUCUUGGAGUCUCUGCUGGCCUUAUUUUCCCAUGGGGGAAGGGUUUUUUGGAUAGACCAUCAUCUUUGCCUGAUAGAUUUUUCUUGGGUGGCAAUACUUCACCAGUUUGUUCAUUAGGAGGGCCAAGUUCAGUAUUGGGAUUUAAGUGCCGAGGACUUGGACCUACUGAACCGCAAAGACAAACUAGAGAUAAACCUGAUGGUGAUUCCAGUGUUGCUGCUUCUGAGAGGGAUGCUGUUGGUGGAGAUCUUGCUGUCUCUGCAUUCGCUGAUCUUUCAUUUGAUCUUCCAUUGACAAUCCUCAAGGAAGCUGGGGUCCAUGCUCAUAUAUUUGCUUCUACUGGCAACCUUGUCAAAUUAACAGAGAACGAGUGGCGCAAGUUCUCCACAAAGGGCUUCAUGCAGUCAUUUCGAAGUACUGUUGGAUGUGGUGUCAUUGUUCCGACAAAAUUAUUACGUCUUGAGGUUAACUAUUGUCACAUUGUGAAGCAAUUCGAGCAUGAUCAUGGAAAAACUGGUGUGCAGUUUUGCUUUUCAUCUCCAUUUUGAACAUUGGAAAGAAGUUGAGAUUCUUUUGCAAUUUCAGUAUUGUACACACCUCCCAAAUUUUUACAACACCGUGAUUUUGAUACUGAAUAACUUGCCCUUUUGACUGGAAAUGCAGUAAAGUGCUUUCUCCAGAGAGGGAAAUGAGAAGAAAAAAAAAAUGUUGCAUUUUGUCUGAAAACUAAUUCAAUAAAUUGCUCUGGAAUCUAGAAAUGCUCA
Molecule: messenger RNA, 2229 nt
Organism: Chenopodium quinoa (quinoa)
Lineage: Eukaryota; Viridiplantae; Streptophyta; Magnoliopsida; Caryophyllales; Amaranthaceae
Product: sorting and assembly machinery component 50 homolog
Exons: 4
Coding region: 376-2013 (545 amino acids)
Biological process (GO): protein insertion into mitochondrial outer membrane
Cellular component (GO): outer membrane; SAM complex
Source: RefSeq, a predicted model, not a curated record